This is a messenger RNA of Amyelois transitella, 1428 nucleotides long. RefSeq names its product facilitated trehalose transporter Tret1-like. The record is from RefSeq and is a predicted model, not a curated record. Bases 31 to 1428 code for a protein of 465 amino acids. Lineage: Eukaryota; Metazoa; Arthropoda; Insecta; Lepidoptera; Pyralidae. The transcript is spliced from 2 exons. Gene Ontology annotation, biological process: transmembrane transport. Gene Ontology annotation, molecular function: transmembrane transporter activity. Gene Ontology annotation, cellular component: membrane.
CUGAUCAUCGUAACCCUGCUGCUCCAUUCCAUGUGUGAUGGGGUAUCAUAUUCACUGCCUGGUAUCAUCAAUUCUGUCAUACUAUCAUCAAACAGCACGAAUGAUGAUGAUGAUGAUAUUAGAGCUACAACGGCUGAGGCUUCUCAUAUAGCUGCAAUUCCAGGAUUAGGUGCAUUCUUAGGGAUUUUCUUUAUAUCUGUCCUGGUGCAAACUAUUGGAAGACGAUUAACCUACAUUUUCAUUCUAACACUGGACCUGAUUUCCUGGUCAAUUCUACCAUUCGCUAGAAGUGUAAGAGCUAUAUUAAUAGCGAGAUUUUUAAGAGGUUUGGGAGAUGGGUUGUUCUAUAAUGGAAUAAUGAUAAGUGAAUAUGCUGAUCCUAAAAGAAGAGGUUACUUUUCGACCAUAAGAAAGUUAUUCGUAGGCGUUGGUGCUUUAGUAAGUCAUACCAUGUCAAUUUUUAUGUACACUUUUAGAGAAAUAUCUAUAUUUGCUAUAGUUGCCCUUUUGGUUGCAAUAACUCUGACCUUCUUUUGGCCAGAAAGUCCGGCUUUUAGUGCUUUUAAAGGACGAUACGACGAAUGUAAAAGAAAUUUCUUAUGGCUCCACGGAAAUUCAAGUGAAAAGCAAGAUGAAUUGGUUAAUAUGAUGGGAGCGCAAAUGAUUAGAAUAGAGAUGAAGAAAAAGAAGAAGAAUAACAAAAUAGAAACAGUUUUGAAGACUCUGAUCAAGAACGAUUUCCUGAAAGCAUCGUUGAUAGUGACAAUUUUGUUAAUGCUCUUAGAUUUAUGCGGCAGACAUUAUUAUUUGGCUUUUAUCAACCAAGUAUUCUUGAUGUUUUUCGAUGACAUAUCUAUUGCCGGUUACUGUUCCAUCAUUAGUGAUAUGUUAACUAUUGUUAGUCUUAUUAUAUCCAGUUUUGUGAUUUAUCAUUUUAAAAGGCGUACUCUUGUAUUUUUCUUUGGAUUUUUAACUACAACAUUAAUGUUUAUUAUAAGUUUAGCUGGAUUUGUGAAAGUGGAACAUUCUGGAUUAUAUUUGCCAUGGUUAGAGCCAGUUGUGAUGCUUCUUUUAAAUGUAGUUGUAAAUAUGGGUGUCGUGCCUGUGAAUCUUAUAUUAACUGUUGAGAUGUAUCCAUUAGAACAAAGAGGAAUUGGUUUAUGUGUAGCUGGUCUCAAUCUUGUUAUAUUUACUUAUUUAUUUGGUCUAAAAUUGACUCCCAUCAUGAUAAAUAAUCUUGGAUUGCAUACAACAUUUGGUGUUUUCGGUGUUUGUAUAAUAAUUUGCAUGGUAAUAUUAUAUUUCAUAUUACCAGAAACGAAAGAUAGAACGAUGCAAGAUAUUGAAGAUAAAAUAAGAAAUGUAGAUAGUACAAUCAUUGAACUGAGACCAAUGAUUAUGAAAAAGAUGACAUCAGACGCACACUGA